AUGUUCGGAUGGACAAUUCUUGGUCCAGUCGAUGGCUCAUCAUCCAGUGCACCUUCCCAUACGGGUUUCACAAUCUCAAAUGAGCAGCUACAUGACAACAUCUCCAAAUUCUGGGAAAUUGAGAAUGUCUCGUCUCAUCGGGAGGAUUCGCUCAGCGUCGAAGAAGCAGAAUGUGAAGCACAUUUCCAGAGCACACAUACUCGCGACAGUGAAGGUCGGUAUGUGGUGCGCCUACCCUUCAAAUCGAAUGCUCCACAACUCGGACAAACGAAGCAUAUCGCAGAAAAAUCGCUUAAUAGGCUCAUCAAACGCAUUUCUCACCAGCCUGAGUUCUUUAAGUUGUACUCAGAUUUUCUAAAAGAGUACGAAUCGCUGGGUCACAUGAAAAAAGUCUCAGAAGAUAAGUCAUCACCUACCGAGAGCUUUUACCUUCCUCACCACGGUGUAUUGCGUGAAGAUAGUCUCACCACGAAGCUGAGGGUCGUAUUCAACGGGUCCUGUAAAUCAAGCACAGGAAUUUCACUCAACGAUAUGUUGCAUACCGGUCCGAAACUUCAAGCAGACAUUUUCGAUGUACUGCUGUAUUUAAGGCAGCACAAAUUCAUCUUUACAACGGACAUUACCAACAUGUUCCGUCAAAUAGAUGUUCAUCCAGAUGACUGGAAGUUCCAGAGAAUACUUUGGACGGAUCAUCAAUCAAGCACCAGCGAGCCUGCAAUGUACGAUCUUACAACCGUUACUUAUGGUACAAAGCCAGCACCAUACUUAGCAUGUCGCGUUCUUAAACAACUUCUCAGCGACGAGGGCCACAAGUUCCCGUUAGCAAUCGAACCUUUUGAAAAGGGUAGCUACGUCGACGACAUCACUGGAGGUGCUGAUACUCUCUCAUGUCUCAAUGAAAUCGCGUCUCAGGCCGUACAUCUCAAACUUCGGCCAAAACGCAUCAUACUGUCAGAAACAGCUCAGUUGUUUGAUCCUCUUGGAUUAAUCUCACCAGUCAUUGUUCGAGCCAAAAUUCUGAUGCAGGACUUAUGGCUAGAAAAAAUUGGAUGGGAUGACCCACUAACUCCUCAGAUAACUCAUCGUUGGAAGACGUUCAGGAGUGAAUUGGUUGAUCUAGCCAGUCUCAAAAUUCCACGCUGGCUAAAUCUCACAUCUGACCUCUCACACGUCGAGAUACACGGAUUUUCAGACGCAUCACAAACUGCAAUGGCUGCAGCUGUAUACAUCAGAGUUUCUCAUCCAAAUCAGCAAUCAAAAGUAACUCUUGUUUGUGCAAAAACUCGAGUUGCCCCUCUCAAACAUCUCACAAUUCCACGAUUAGAAUUAUCUGCUGCAUUACUCCUCGCGAAGCUCAUCUCACGCACACAAAAGGCUUUCAACUUGAUCAACGUGCCAGUUACUUUGUGGACAGAUUCAUCGGUCACCCUCGCCUGGAUUAACAGUGAUCCCACUCGUUGGAAGGAAUUCGUUAAGAACCGAGUACGUGACAUUCAUGAAAUCUCACCGUCAGCAGUAUGGAAAUUCAUCUCCACCAAGCAGAAUCUAGCUGAUUGUGCAUCACGGGGUUUAAACCCCUCUCAACUCAUGAAGCACUCUCUAUGGUGGUCAGGUCCAGAUUGGCUAACCAAACCUUCUCACCAGUGGCCUUCAUUCUCACCACUUGAUGUCUCUCAUGAAGACAUGGAAAUGCGAUCGUCUGCAGUACAUGUCCUCUCAUCAACUCCAUCUUUGCCUUUGGAUCACCUCUUGACUCGAUGCAGCACUCUCACAAAACUUGUCAGAGUCACUGCUACUUUACUACGUGCAGUGGCAGUCUUCAAACGAACCCCAGACUCCAAACUCAGCAUCUCGGCUCUCACUCCAGCGGAUUUGCAAGCGACUCUCACCCACUGGAUUCGUACUACACAACAAGGAUACUUCGCAUCAGAAAUUCGUAUCCUUUCCCAAGGCAAGCCUCUUCCCAAGUCUCAUGCACUAUCACGUCUGACAGCUCGCAUUGACCAAACUGGUCUCUUACGAGUCGGUGGUCGACUUCAGAACUCUCAGCUUGACGAAGAUAGAAAACAUCCACCUAUACUUCCGAAAGACUGCGUACUGUCACGUCUCAUCAUCGCCAACGAUCAUUCUCGCACUCUACAUGGAGGAACACAGCUCACUCUGAACUACAUUCGUAGAUACUGCUGGAUCAUCGGAGGCAGAGCUCCGAUAAAAUCAUUCAUCCAAAAAUGCGUCACCUGCACACGUAUACGAGGAAUACGUGCUCAGCAGUUAAUGGGCCAACUUCCUGCGAAACGAGUACAACCCUCAUUGGUGUUCGAGCACACAGGAGUUGACUACGCGGGACCAGUGUCUCUUAAAUAUUAUCAAGGACGCGGAACUCGAACCUACAAGGCCUGGAUCGUCAUCUUCAUAUGUCUCUCAACAUCUGCUGUCCACCUCGAGGCUGUCACGGAUUACAGCACCGAAGGAUUUCUCAAGGCAUUUCGCCGCUUCACUAGCCGCCGUGGGAUUUGCAAAUCACUCACUAGUGAUUGCGGUACUAAUUUCAAGGGUGCUGACGUCACUCUUCAGCAACUUCUCAAUAGUAGUGUACAAAAAUCGCAGCGUUUGCGCCAAAUUCUCGCAAAUGACGGGACCCAGUGGAAAUUCAAUCCACCUGGAGCACCACAUAUGGGUGGAAAGUGGGAAGCAGCGGUAAAAUCCGUAAAAUACCACCUGCAACGAACGAUUGCCGACACGCUUCUCACCUACGAAGACUUCUCGACGUUCCUCGCACAAGUUGAAGCCGUUCUCAACUCACGACCGCUGAGUGCUCUCACUGAGGACCCAGAUGAUCUCUUUGCCCUCACGCCUGGACACCUCAUUAGAGGUGCUCCCCUCAACACCAUUCCUGAGCCUUCACUCACCGAUGUACCGACUUCACGACUCUCAUUUCCAACGGAUCCAGGAACGUUUACAAUAUUUCUGGGAACGCUGGUCAGCGGAAUAUCUGCAGUCACAUCAGUCCAUUUCUAA
Messenger RNA from Hermetia illucens (black soldier fly), 3018 nucleotides. RefSeq lists its product as uncharacterized. The transcript is spliced from 2 exons. Gene Ontology annotation, biological process: DNA integration. Lineage: Eukaryota; Metazoa; Arthropoda; Insecta; Diptera; Stratiomyidae. The coding region runs from base 1 to 3018 and encodes 1005 amino acids. Gene Ontology annotation, molecular function: nucleic acid binding. The record is from RefSeq and is a predicted model, not a curated record.